This is a messenger RNA of Onthophagus taurus, 886 nucleotides long. Lineage: Eukaryota; Metazoa; Arthropoda; Insecta; Coleoptera; Scarabaeidae. The record is from RefSeq and is a predicted model, not a curated record.
AUUAUUUUGACUUCUGUCAACUUACAAAAUUCCACGUGCUUUAACAUAAUUUUAAUUUACGUCAACUAAUAUCAAAUUCUUGGGUUUAACAUUCAUACUAAUUAGCUUAACCGGUGACAAAUAAUUUAAUCUACUUUUUGCGUCAUUGAUUAACAUUAUAAGCCUAUAUCAUGUCCGCUAUAAGUAAAAUCAAGCCAUUUCUUAGACCAGCAAUUCAAACUGCGAUUUUAAUGAGUGCAGGUGAUAUUAUAGCACAAACUGUUAUAUACAAAAGAUCUUUUAAUGAAAUAGAUUUGAGACGAACUAGACAAUUUGCUUGCCUUGGAUUCUUUUUAGUGGGCCCCUCUUCAAUAAUUUGGUACACAGUAUUAUCAAAAUUGGUAUCAGCAAAAGAUCCGAAAGCAGCAUUAAAAAAAGUAUUUUUUGAUCAAUGUUGUUUUGCUCCAUGUUCAAUGGUAGUGUGUUUAUUCACAUUGGGAUUGAUUCAAGGAAAAACAGUAGAUGAUACUAUUGCUGGUAUAAAAAAAAAUUACUUCGAUAUCCUUAUGACAAACUACAAACUUUUCCCGCUCGUUCAAUUGGUUAACUUUUAUUUUGUCCCGCUUAAACAUCAAGUACUUCUCGUCCAAUCUGUCGCUUUGAUAUUCAAUACUUAUUUAUCUUGGAAAACGCAAGAUGCUAAAUAAGUUUUUAUGGUAAGCCUUUUGAAGAGGAUGAUAAGAUCAAGCUUAAGAAGAAAAUUAUAAAGAAAUUAUAAGAAUUUGAGUACACAAAUUCGAUUUAUGGUGUGAUAAUUGAUUUUAUCUGAUUUUUAUAGUGAAGACCUCAAGUUAUUCUAUUCGUUAGCAAGUAUAAUAGCAUAAAUAAAUAAUUAAAAAAAUAGAAA